Messenger RNA from Ctenocephalides felis (cat flea), 531 nucleotides. RefSeq names its product keratin-associated protein 5-8-like. The record is from RefSeq and is a predicted model, not a curated record. The transcript has 8 exons. NCBI's taxonomy places the organism in Eukaryota, Metazoa, Arthropoda, Insecta, Siphonaptera, Pulicidae. The coding region runs from base 1 to 531 and encodes 176 amino acids. Gene Ontology annotation, molecular function: peptidase inhibitor activity.
AUGAGGCAUGUAAUCGAUGUUUGUGCAAUUCUUAUGGAACUGCGUAUGCAGCUUGUACACAAAGAAAUUGCUUUGAAGAUAUUCGAUGUACCCCAAAUAAAGAAUAUGCAGAAGACUGCAAUUUGUGCACUUGCAACAAAUAUGGCACUGGUUCAGCCUGCACCACAAAAUUGUGUUAUAGUAGAAGUACUGUUAUGUACACAUUGUGUUAAAGUUUGCAAGUCCGGCGAAGUUUUGAAGAAGGAUUGCAAUACAUGCAUUUGCAAUGAGGAUGGAACUGGCUACAGAUGCACAGAAUUAUACUGCCCAAAGCGUUGUAAACCCGGCGAUAUCAAGGAAGAGGAUUGUAACAUAUGCAUUUGCAAUGAAGCUGGGACUGAAUACUCUUGUAGUACCUUAGAUUGUGAUGAUUUAGUCUGCAAGCCAUGUUCAACAUUCAAGAAAGAAUGCAAUGAUUGUCAGUGCAAUCGCUUUGGCACUGCAGCUCAAUGCACAUUACUUCCUUGCACAAAACUAAUUACUAAGCUUUAA